CGCGGAGCCGCGGCCGCUCUUCUCGGCGCUGCUGGGCUAACUGAGGAGCGGAGGAGAGUCCGGGCUGAGGCGCCCCGGGUGAACUUAAAUCGAAUGUAGAAGAGGCUUUCAAAUAACCCUGGCCUGAUGCGCAUACAGAAGGAAUGAAGUAUGGAUGUGAAAGAACGCAGACCUUAUUGCUCCCUGACAAAGAGCAGAAGAGACAAGGAACGGCGUUACACAAAUUCUUCAACAGAAAAUGACGAGUGCAGAGUGCCUACGCAGAAGUCCUACAGCUCAAGUGAAACCUUGAAAGCUUUUGAUCAUGAUUCUUCCAGAUUGCUGUAUGGAAACCGGGUAAAAGACUUGGUCCACAGGGAAUCCGAUGAGUAUAGUAGGCAAGGACAGAAUUUUACACUAAGGCAGUUAGGAGUUUGUGAACCAGCAACUCGAAGAGGACUGGCAUUUUGUGCUGAAAUGGGGCUCCCCCACAGAGGUUACUCUAUCAGUGCAGGGUCAGAUGCUGAUACUGAAAACGAAGGAGUGAUGUCUCCAGAGCAUGCCAUGAGACUUUGGGGAAGGGGGGUCAAAUCAGGCCGCAGUUCCUGUCUCUCAAGCCGCUCCAACUCAGCUCUCACUUUAACUGAUACUGAGCAUGACAACAAGUCUGACAGUGAGAAUGAUUCGUCCCAGGAGAUAACUAAUAAAGUUGCUAAAUUUUGCCUUUGAGUGUCUGGGAUACACAAGCAGUUGACUGAAUCUCAAUAAUUUUAUCCCCCCCAUUGGAGGAAGACAUCACCUCUUCAUCUCCCUACAAUUUGUGCUCACUGUUCUGUGCUCGUCACACCACAUGUGCCCUCCUUAAUUUAUUUUGCCUUUAUUUUCUUAUUCCUUUUAUUCUUAUUAUUACUGUUGAGUUUCUGGAGCCAAUUUUGUAUCAAAAUAAACUUUGUGAAUGUGCAUAAGCGAGUACUUACAUGCAUGCUAAACUUCUUAUUUUUUAGUGAAAUAAUAAUCUAUUUGUCAAAGACUCUCCAACACAGAAUUAGAAUACUACAUGAAUACCCGUUAGAAUAACCUCUAAAUAGUUACAGAAGAGGUUAUUCUAAUAUUUUAUUAUGUUUUAUUGAGUGGGAGAAGAGAGUUGCAUGAGUAGAAGGACCACUCCUAAUUCUUUGUUCCAUUACCAGAGUAAUAUUUAUAACUGGAACACGUUUAGUUACUUGUUGAUAUACAGAAA
Eublepharis macularius is the source of this 1219-nucleotide messenger RNA. Its product is annotated as teneurin-3-like. Lineage: Eukaryota; Metazoa; Chordata; Lepidosauria; Squamata; Eublepharidae. The record is from RefSeq and is a predicted model, not a curated record. Bases 151 to 708 code for a protein of 185 amino acids. Gene Ontology annotation, cellular component: membrane. Gene Ontology annotation, biological process: signal transduction. The transcript is spliced from 4 exons.